This is a messenger RNA of Aspergillus steynii IBT 23096, 863 nucleotides long. Its product is annotated as glutathione S-transferase family protein. Lineage: Eukaryota; Fungi; Ascomycota; Eurotiomycetes; Eurotiales; Aspergillaceae. The record is from RefSeq and is a predicted model, not a curated record. The transcript has 2 exons. Bases 71 to 733 code for a protein of 220 amino acids.
AUCAGUAUUAAAUGCCGUACUUCCCUGUCCGUCUCUCCUAAAUCCAAACAUUUGAUAUUUCCACAACACAAUGUCCUCAAUCAAGCCGCUCACCCUGCAUGCCCAUUCCACGGGCCCCAACCCUUUCAAGGUGGCCAUGGCCCUCCAAUACCUCCAAGUGCCGUACGAAGUCAAGCAGUGGCAAUUCGGCGACGAUGCAGAAAACGGCGUGAAGGGCACCAAAUUCCUACAGAUCAACGAAAACGGACGAGUUCCCGCCCUGGAGGAUCCCAACACCGGAGUCGUGUCCUGGGAAUCCGGCGCAUGCAUGAACUACGUGCGACGGGUAUAUGACAAGACCGGAAAACUGGGCCCAGUCAGCAAUGCGGAACAGGACGUGGUGGACUUCGAGAAGUGGGAGUAUUUCCUGCUCACGACUCUGGGGCCGAUGAUGGGCCAGACGAAUUGGUUCCGUAACUACAAUGCUACGAAGAACGAUGAUGCUCUGGAAAGGUAUGUAGCUCAGAGCUACCGGUGUUUCGAUGUUCUUGAGAAGCAUCUGGAGAAGUCCUCCGCGGAGAGCAUCUUGCCGGGCAAAGUGACGGCCGUGGAUUACCAUUUCGAGCCGUGGGUUCGACAAUACGCGUUUGCGGGUCUGUCUUUGGAUAAAUACCCCAAUAUUGCAAAAUGGCUCAAGAGUAUUCAGGGGCGUGAGGAGGUGAAGCAGGCGUAUAUCAGCAUUAAGGGUGCCUAAGAGCGCCGCUGCGCAGUGAGACGAGGGAGUUUCAUAGUACAUAUUGGAUCCUGAUAAAGAGAAAGGGUUUCAUUAUUUUAUCACAAUUGCUAGCAUCACAAUUGUUAGCAAUAAAUAAAGUCUUUCCUUG